UAAACUCCAAGCGGCCAAGCCCACCGCCAAUCACUCAUCCAAGUAUCCAACAAAGAACAAACCCACCCCCGCCGCUGAGAUCGAAUCCGACCUUAAUUUUCACCUGCUCGCUGAUCUCGCCGGCCGUCGACCGCCAUGGGGAUGGUGCUGGGCAAGAUCACGGUGGAGACGCCCAAGCACGAGGUGCUCCACACCGGCGCCGGCUACGAGGUCCGCAAGUACCCGCCGUGCGUCGUCGCCGAGGUCACCUACGACCCCGCGGAGAUGAAAGGCGACCGCGACGGCGGGUUCACCGUCCUCGGCAACUACAUCGGCGCCCUCGGCAACCCGCAGAACACCAAGCCAGAGAAGAUCGACAUGACCGCGCCGGUCAUCACCUCCGGCGAGCCCGAGAGUAUCGCCAUGACGGCCCCGGUCAUCACCUCCGGUGAGCCUGAGCCGGUGGCGAUGACCGCGCCGGUGAUCACGGCCGAAGAGCGCAGCCAGGGGAAGGGUCAGAUGACAAUGCAGUUUCUGCUGCCGUCCAAGUACAGCAAGGUGGAGGAGGCGCCGCGGCCGACGGACGAGCGGGUGGUGCUGCGGCAGGUGGGGGAGAGGAAGUACGGGGUGGUGAGGUUCAGCGGCCUGACCGGAGACAAGGUGGUGAAGGAGAAGGCGGAGUGGCUCAAGGCCGCGCUGGAGAAGGACGGGUUCACCGUCAAGGGCCCCUUCGUGCUGGCGCGGUACAACCCGCCGUUUACUCUGCCUCCGCUGCGCACCAACGAGGUCAUGGUCCCCGUCGAGUGAUACGGCGAGACUCCAUUGUUGGUGUCUAGUGAUGUACUGAUGCGCAUGUACUUUUAUCAGGGUGUCCUUGUUACUCCUAGGCCCUAGCUAUUUCUCUAUUUCUUUAUCCUUUUGACUUUGUUCUGUACUGAUGUAUGUUUGGAUCAACGAAUAAUGGACAUAUCUUGGGAAAAAUUUCAGUAGUC
Molecule: messenger RNA, 971 nt
Organism: Oryza sativa Japonica Group (Japanese rice)
Lineage: Eukaryota; Viridiplantae; Streptophyta; Magnoliopsida; Poales; Poaceae
Source: RefSeq, a predicted model, not a curated record